Molecule: messenger RNA, 2421 nt
Organism: Paracoccidioides brasiliensis Pb18
Exons: 5
Coding region: 1-2421 (806 amino acids)
Biological process (GO): regulation of DNA-templated transcription; sexual reproduction
Cellular component (GO): Tec1p-Ste12p-Dig1p complex; nucleus; Ste12p-Dig1p-Dig2p complex
Molecular function (GO): DNA-binding transcription factor activity
Source: RefSeq, a predicted model, not a curated record
AUGUAUUCUCAGCAUGGUGCUUCCAUGGCACCACCGCAGAAACCAGAAACCUUCAUGCUCUCCAAUGAGGCACAGCAAAGCCUCCCACAGGAUGCACAGGUUGCCCUGCAACAAGUUGAUAAUUUAAAAUACUUUCUUAUAUCUGCACCAGUUGACUGGAGUCCAGAUCAACUCAUCAGACGAUUUUUGCUGCCCACAGGCGACUAUGUUUCCUGUGUUUUAUGGAAUAACCUCUUUCACAUUUCCGGAACGGAUAUCGUCCGCUGCUUAUCUUUCCGAUUCCAAGCCUUUGGCCGACCAGUGAAAAACACAAAAAAGUUCGAGGAGGGAAUCUUCUCUGAUCUUCGCAAUCUCAAAUCUGGCACUGAUGCCUCCCUCGAAGAACCCAAAAGCGCUUUUCUAGACUUUUUAUACAAGAACAACUGCAUCAGAACACAGAAGAAACAAAAGGUCUUCUACUGGUACAGCGUGCCCCAUGACAGACUCUUCCUCGAUGCCCUGGAACGGGAUUUGAAACGGGAAAAGAUGGGUCAGGAGGCAACCACUGUCGCUGUUAAUGAGCCAGCCUUGUCGUUUGAAUUUGACUCGUCGCAGAGUCUCUUUGAGCAACUUACGAAGGCGCAACAGGCGAAUUCUUCAUCUUUCUCUGCUCAUGCUAACACAGCGGCGGCUUACGCGACGCACUCUACGUCGCCCAUGGGUGGUGGUCGAGCUACUGAUUCCAUGCCACCACCCCAGAUCCCGCAACCAGCCAUGUCCGUUGGGCCGGAGGACAACGGCAGCAACAACCAGCAGGGCAUGUACCAUAAUUCCGUCUCCAUGUCCAACACCCAGAUCAUGAACAAUAACGCCGCCAUGAUCAAACCUGAACAAGAACUACAAUUUACCUAUGACCGUAACGGCCUACCCAUCUCCCGCAUUCACACUCGGCACACCUCCAUGCCAACUUUCAUGGAGUACUCGCCAGCACCCUCCUUCGUCUCAUCACACUACGACGAUUACCCAGGGGCAGCAGGUGCACGAGGCAUCUCCUUCGAACCAAUUACACCACCCCAACACCCGCUCCACAACCUGGGCCCCGGUCUCGGUGCGGAGUCUGCGUACAUCGCCAACGAAGACACGGGGUUGUACACUGCCAUCCCGGAUUUGGGAAGUAACCACUCUACCUCCUUCACAUCGGCGAUGAUGAUGCAACUUCCCCCGUCGAACUUUACUGUGACUGGUGCUGGGCCUGGUGCCGGUGCGGGCGGUCACUUCUCAACCGCGACCAGAAUGUUCCCAUCCGCGAAUGUCUAUAGUGUCAUUGAGGGUUCUCCUACUUAUAAGCAGCGGAGACGUAGAUCGUCGAUACCGCCCGCUAUCAGCAAUGCGAUCGCAACGGCUGUUACGGGGAAUGGUCAGACCCAAUCCCACUCGCAUGGUCAGGCACAUUCGUACACGCAUGCGCACGCUGUAUCCCGACCUAGCGACCUGCGCCGUUCAAUGUCCAGCUCCGUCGCGCCCGUGCCUGUCCUGGAGUCCGAGGAGUCGUCCUCUAGUCACGACUCGAACUCUCAUUCACCUCCUGGUCUGACGAAUAGCUACAUUUCCUCAUCUACUGUGAAUACGAAGGAUUUACUACAUGAGCUGUCGCGUACGGGUACGCCAUUGCCUAGUCUUGAGGAGAAUGUGCAGGAUGAUGAGGCUGGGUUGGUCGGGGUGAUGGGUGCUCACCACCAUAGCGACGGCCACAGUCAACAUGGCCCGCAGGGGCAGAACGAGGGGGAUAACGCUGUUGGUGUUGGAAGGCAGUGUGAUCGUCCUGGUCCUGUGCGCCGGGCGAGGAGCGCGACGAUGAUGGAGCUGGGUCCGUAUCCGCAGAAGUCACAUUCGUGUCCUAUUCCGUCGUGUGGGAGGUUGUUUAAGCGGUUGGAGCAUUUGAAGAGACAUGUGAGAACACAUACACAGGAACGCCCGUAUCCGUGUCCGUAUUGCAAUAGGGCCUUUUCGCGAUCGGAUAAUCUUGCGCAGCACCGCCGCAUCCACGAAAGCCAGCAACAGGGAGGUGGCCAGUCAUCGCUCCUAGCCAACUUCUCCGAUGAGGACCACGAGAAUGAAAAUGAAAACGAACAGGAGCAGGAUGAUUUCAGCUCCCCGUCCUCGGUGGAUCUAAAUGGCAACAGCAACAAUAACAAUAACCAUAGUCAGAACCAAAGCCAGAAUCCGAACAGCCAUAAUAACACCAGCAACCCCAACACCAGCAACGGGAGCGGGAGCGGGAACGGCAAUGGCAACGGCAACGGCAACGGCAACUACAUGGUCAACUUGUCCAAUGUAACCUCCAUGCCCAUGUCCAUGCCUUCUAUGUCCAUGAGCAUCCCGAUGCCGUCGAUGGUGAAUCCGCAGGUUAUUACGCCGCAGCUGUUGCAGCAGCAUAUUUAG